GGCGUGACGCAACCUGUAUGCUCAUUGCAUAUGGUACAUUUUCGUUUGUGGUUUGUGGGAUACCACGUUUCUAAAGCAUCGUAUAUUAUUUUAUUUUUUGCCGUCUACCGUACCGUGAGGUAUAUGUAUAAAAAACAUUCUAAAAAUACAUUUUAUGUUUCUAAAAGACUUAGUUAGAUUGGUAAAGUACCAGUUUAGCGUACCUAGGGUUUGUUUUAGUACUAAAAUAAACAUGUCCUUAGAAAAAGCAAAACAAGUGGCAGCAUAUACAGCGGUAGACGAGUAUGUGACGGAUAAUUCUGUCUUCGGCGUCGGAAGCGGAUCUACUGUUGUAUACGCCGUUCAGCGCCUCGCAGAACGAGUGGAGACUGAAAAGUUGAAGGUGACCUGUAUCCCUACAUCAUUCCAAGCCAAACAGCUCAUUGUAAAACAUAACCUAGUUCUUGGUGAACUCGACACGAGUCCUCUUAUCGAUGUUACUAUUGAUGGAGCUGAUGAGGUGGAUGGCAACAUGACCUUGAUAAAAGGAGGAGGAGGUUGUCUGCUACAGGAGAAAAUUGUGGCUUCAUGUUCUAAAAAAAUGAUUGUUAUUGCUGAUUAUACCAAAGACUCAUCUAAGCUUGGAGAUAGAUAUAAAAAAGGGAUCCCAAUAGAAGUUAUUCCUAUGGCUUAUGUUCCUAUUAGAAACAAAAUUGUAGAUCUGUUUGGAGGAGAAGUAAAAUUACGCAGUGCUGUUGCCAAGGCAGGGCCUGUUGUUACUGACAAUGGAAACUUCAUUCUAGAUUGGAUGUUCACCAAUCAAGACUUGGACUGGAGCCAUGUUGACAAAACCAUCAAGUUGAUACCUGGAGUUGUUGAAACAGGAUUAUUUGUGAACAUGUGUCAGAAAGCCUACUUUGGACAACCCGAGGGGAAUGUUGUUGAGAGAUCUGCUUCAUGAAGAUCACAUUAUUUUUACACUUAAUUUUUUUUUGUUUCUGAGCAAGAACAUGGCUAUUAAUUAUAUAAGUUUUAAUUACAGUUUUAAGAAAAAUAUAAUAUAUAUGUAUCAUUACAGGUAGUUUUUGUUUGUGUUACAGGCCACAUUAUAAUCAUAAAUGUUAUAUUUCUAUAAUGCAUUUUAGGGGUACAAAUAUAUUUUAUUAUAGUCUACUUGGUAUAAAAUACUAUUUGUAAUAAUAACAAUGUUCAUGUCAUUUAUACAAUUAGACAGAAUUAAGAUAUUUAUAUUUAUUUUCUACAAUGUUUAUACAGAACACCUAUGCAGCUUUAGGUAUACAUCUUGUAGGUAAGCUCUUAAUGUUGAAUCACAUGUCAGUGUAAGUAUUUUAUUAUCAGAAUUGGUACCUCUGUAGGUAAUUCACCAUAUAUUCUGCUAAGUUGUUAUGGUUUUAAAAAAAAUGGUAUACUUUGGUUAUUAUUGAAGAGUUAUUGUAUAAGAGGUGUGUAAUUAAAAGUUGCUUGAAUCUUUUUACAGAUAGUUAUUGUUCAUAGAAAAUAGUAAAAAAAAAAAGCAUUAAAAUGCUCAACAUCA
Leguminivora glycinivorella is the source of this 1534-nucleotide messenger RNA. It is a transcript of the gene Rpi, whose product is annotated as ribose-5-phosphate isomerase. Gene Ontology annotation, biological process: pentose-phosphate shunt, non-oxidative branch; D-ribose metabolic process. Bases 155 to 940 code for a protein of 261 amino acids. NCBI's taxonomy places the organism in Eukaryota, Metazoa, Arthropoda, Insecta, Lepidoptera, Tortricidae. Gene Ontology annotation, molecular function: ribose-5-phosphate isomerase activity. The transcript has a single exon. Gene Ontology annotation, cellular component: intracellular membrane-bounded organelle. The record is from RefSeq and is a predicted model, not a curated record.